AUGGCGACCAACACUGAGGGCGGCGCUGAUGGCACCCAAGCGCCGAAGUUGGCACAGCAGAACCUCAACUAUUUAUUUCACCACAUUUUUCUACCCCCAAAGGUUCCAGGCGGACAAGAUAGCUCUGGCGAGAAAGACGAAGCCUUAAUUGACUUCGUUCUGGGCUGUCUACGGCUGUUUCUCUUCCAAGCACAUCCAGAUCACACCGCCGCUGUCAAAGCCGCCAUGUGCAUGACCGAGAACAUGAAGGACGCGAGGUGUGCUCUUGGAAUGCUGCGAGAACUCGGUACUCAGAGUGUCUUGAGCCAAAUUUCUUCCAACGGUAUAGCCUUUUCUCUUAUCUUCUUGACUAUCAUCCUAGAAGCUCUUGCAUCGUUUCACAUCACUGCCCAGAACGCGGGAGUCGUUAUUCACAAGGCGGCCACUUCGGUCAUUCUCGAAGUCUUUGAGCUUUCUCCGACAAAUUCUUCCGUCCAAAGUACUCGCGGCCGUCUGCAACGUCAAUUCCCGGCGUCAGCAAUCGCUGUACCGAGCGACCUCUUCGACAACGAGGAUUUCCGGUCGGUACUGGGGAAGACUCUGGUCAAGAUGAGCCAGCAACCGGUUGACGAAAUGCAGCCCAAAGUCCGGAAGGCCAAAGAGAUUCAUAAUGAAGAACGAGAUACAGUUGACCCGCGACUGGUAACCGAGUUACUUGUCAGCUUCCUGCGAGGAUGUGGUAAGCAAGUCAAUGUUCGUGGUAUUUGCAAGAAUACUCGCGAGGAAGUCAUGUGGAAUCAAAGCAAACUUCCUUGGAGAAGAUCUCCGGUGUGGCUCCUCCUUCGAGUCUCCUUGCAACUCACCAUGAAUCGCGUUGCCACCGAUUCCGGGGAUGCUUACAAGACGUUCAUGGUGUUCUUUCUAUCACGCAUACUCGAAGCCAGUGUACAACAAUCGCCCGGUCAUGUUCUUCACACAAUGAGAACAAAAAUUUCCAGGCGUCUACUGAAACUGGAGAAUCCGAAGGACGGCGCUUGGCUUGGGACGGUUCGCGACACGUUGUCUCGAACCUCACACUGGCUCGAAGACAAGUGGCAGCGACUUUGCGUUGACUUGCAGCCGCCGCUUGAUUUGACGGCCGUCUCGAGUCUAAAAAUGGAUGAAGAUGUGUUCUUCGACCUUUGCAAGAUGGACCAAUUCAUCUCAUCCAUACUGCAACACGAUAACACCAACCAGCUGUCACACUCAAGCCCAACUUCACAGCUCCAGGUCUUCAGCGCGCUCUCUCUACCACAAGUUUCCAAUACCAAACAAGAUUACCUGCCCUUUCACCUUGCUAUGGUUGAGUCUUGGGUGGCGGCAAACUUGGAAAGCUGGAUAGAGAGACAUGUCGGCGUUCAGACGACUUGCUUGGAGCUGAGCCGUUUAAUCCGGAACUAUCACGCCAGCACUAUUUCUUGGUAUGCAAACCGUCCCGAGGGUGCUUCGCGUAUGCAUUUGGUCAUUUUAGAGCUCUGGAUUGCUGCCGACAAAGCUGCCCUCCACGCCUUUCCUAUUCUCCAGCACUAUGAGCCCGAAAUUCCAUUCCAGGUGUAUCAAGCCUUAUUACUUGGCUUUCAAGGAGACAUGGCAAGGCUCGCCCGCGCCGAAGCAUACCUCCAUCAGCGCCAAAAGUUCACAGAGGCACAGCAAAGACCCUCGGUUUUCAGCUCUUUUGGUCAUCCAAAUUCUUUACCGGUCCGUUACUUCUCGGAAUCAGUGGAACAGCAAGCCUUGAAGAAAACGAUCGAGCGGCAAGCGACUGCAGAGAGGGAGGCCAAGCGUCAAGAGUUCAGAAACCUCAAAGCACAGUAUAAUCGUCUAAUUCAACUCAGCAUAGAGACUGCGUGCGAGAUGAUAGAGGAUGUGGAUAAAGAUGGCCUGAAAUUCAAUUACCACAGCUCCAACUGCAACAGCUGUGGGUAUAAGGGGAAAGCGAACAGUCUGUCCAUCAAUAUCCAUGAGUGGCCACUAUCGAGCAAUGACUUGGAAGCCCAAACCACCGUCUUUGAGCUAUUAAUCCCUCCUGCUUUUGCGGAAUGGCGAGAUCUAACAGUCUAUAUCAUCGAUGACGUGCUUCGAAGCGACCGCCCGUCAGUCUCUUCCCCACAUGAUCGUUAUCCCUUGCAAACGUACCAAGGGCUCUCCAAGUAUCUCCAACAUUCAUACAGACGGCGUAUUCAUCUUCUAUCAACAACCAAGCCGAAUGUGGUCACGCACCGGCGGGACAAACCGAUCAGCCAUUCCUCCGACACACAUGCAAUUCUGUCGGACACUGAAUUUGGACACUCGAUGCUUACCUGCCUUCAAACUUCUGUGUCGCGCAUCCAAGAAAAUUGGGAGUCUUACGUUGCUCUCUGGACGUUCUCUUUUCUUGCAGCUCGUCUCUUGUCAAUGACCACCAAGAAUCUCAAGCCACAAUACCUCCAGCUUCUCAAGCAUUGUAGAGAGGUCUCUUACCAAUGGAUAUCCCAUUUACGUGACAGAAUUCGCAAUACGACGGAUAGCAGCCAGAGGACAGAGUUUCUCCGGGUUCUGGUCGAUAUUUGUCUCGUCUGUGCCGAUUCCUUCAAUCUAGAUCAACAACAUCUCGAGGAAGUGUUAUCCGAACCGCAGCAGGCAUCGAUUCUUGUUGAAGUCUCCAUCAUCAUCCAGAACAAUGCGAAUCUCGGGAACAUGGAAAAGGGAGUCCUGCAAACCACUACGCGGGGUAGGUGGCAGCACACGUUGCACCGUUCCUGUUUAUUCCUGACAAAAGAUGUCAUUUCCAAUGGAAAUGCGUGUCUUGACCUGGCUGUCACUAGAUGUUGGCCGCCUUUCAAUUCAGGGGGCGGCUGGCAUUUGACGCCUUCAAAUUGGUAUUGGUUCGAGACAAGUUUCGCACAGCUCGAAGUCCGUCUCAACAUUCUCACGGGAGAGUUACUUGUGAAUGGGUUGCCUCUGUCGCGUCUGCCCUGGAGCUAUUCUAAUCAUGCUCACUACCUACGAGUAUUCGAAAGGCUUGCCUUGGAUGCUAUGCCAAGUCCACUCAAUGGCAUGGAUUUCUCCAGCACAGAGACAUUCGCUGGGCACAAGGUUCACUUCUCCAUGCAACCAGCUCCUUGGGAUAGCUCAUAUCACAAUCUGUUGAUACGCCUGGAGAAGGAUGGGGCAUUUCAAGAUCUCAUCCCUCAUCAAGUUCUUGAUGGGAAACUACCUGACUCACUCGUUCAAGACUUCGUCCAUUGGUAUCAUCGUGACACAAACACCAUCGAGUUUCGUCCACUUGGUAGUCCCUGGAAGACUGACCCUGAGAAUUGGCGCCUCAGGAGUGAUGGCACAAAGUGGAAGCUCACUCAAGGCGACCACAUAUCGUUGAUAGCCCCAACAAGCAACUCCGGUCGGCUCGUUGCGUCAAUUUUCGCUGCACUUGAAUCCCCGCUGCGGCUCCAUAUGCUGUUCAACGAGAAACAGGACUCGCUGGAGGUUAGACUGCACCACCUUCAGCUCAACUUUGACUUGAGAUCUGGAGAUACGGCUAUAAGAUCCCGACAGUUCCGAGACAUGCAAAUCGAUGCGGAUCAAUCUAUCGGAACCUUGGUUGGAUUCAACAGCAAGUUGGUGCUGCGAAAUGGCCAGGAUUCACAAAUCCGAGUGAUACUCAUUCCAGAGGGGAUUGUUGAGUAUCGGAAAUUAUGUCGCGACGGCUUCGACGACCAUGUGGAAGCGUCCGUGAAUUGCGAUACCGCCAGUCAGGUGCAUUCGUAUUCAAUUGACAACCAACUUGACCGGCUUGUUGACAACGAUACGAUACAAAGCAAACUGUACCUCGCUUACCUUCAUGGGGUCACAUCCUAUUGCCUCCCGGACCCUUUGCUUGGCCGGACGGGAACCGAACAAGCGCUGUCAAUUCUUGGCUCCGCCUCGGUGCGUUCAGUGGCUUGUUUGGACCAGAAGAAUAUGCAGCUGCUGGAUAAAAUUGCUCACUUAUCUCCCAGGAGGUCGUUUUACCCUCCUUCUGAAAGGGUGAUGCAGGUUGUCGGAUGGUCAUCUGACUUGACCUUUCUAACACAAGAUGACCGAUUCUACAAGGUUGUAUCCGAAAUUCUUGAGAAUGCACGUAAAAUCGAGUUCCUGUACCCUGGCAGUUCGAUUGAGGCAGAUCAUUUAACUCAUGCGGAUAUGCACCUUGUCACGAGGCAGAUUAUUCGAAGCGCCAGCCGCCACGUAUCGGGAUUCGGUGCUGAAGAUUUUACUCUCAAGUACGACGGAGCGUAUGAAUCAAGAGAUGGUGGUCAGCCAUCUGCUCGAGCCGCUCGUGCAAGCAAAACUGCUUAUAUGAUCUAUCACGACCAUCAAUUUCUCCUAAAGAAGCCUGCUUCCGAUCUUGUCAGCCAUUUGUACCAGCUUCUCUCCGCCACAUGGAAGACGCAAUCACCCAGGGUACCACCGACACCGCGAGAGAUGGAAUAUGAUUCAAAGUGGCUUCAGGCACUACACACCUUCCUCUCGAAGGAUUGGUGCCGUUUACACUUUGCCUUCCAAACAAACAGGCAGUGGCUCAACAAGUUUCAGUUAAUGAUUUGGCUCGCAACGAUGUCGUAUGCCACCAACCACGUUCCCCAGGUCACGCAGGCUCUACUGGCUCUGUCUUUUUCGCCCAGCGUUUCGGCGGUUUCUCUGCCCAGCGGCCUUUCUUUCGACUUGCUUCGAGGCUACCAGGCCCAGUCACAUGAACUUAGCGACCUAAUCCGCCAGGCGUCAAAUGGUUUUCCGCAGUCUCCCGAGGCGGCUCUGCCCCGAUUAUCUCAUGAAUCUGAAAAAUCAGCAAAAUCUCGACGAAAGCGUCUACACAAGGCCAAGAAAAAGAACGAAGUUCAAAGGUUCUGUGACCAACUCAUGCAACAGUGGCCAUGCCCCACGCCUCAACAACCAACCGGGUCUCAGAUAGGUAUCUACAUUAAUGGUGCGGCCGCCAUGAAGACGAUCCGACCUAUGUGGAGCACUUGGCAUAAAAAUCUACUCUUCAAAGGAUACAUUGAGAAAUUUGUCAACGCUUUGAAAACGAUACCAAUAAGUCUUGUCGCUGUUCCAUCUUUCCCAAGUCGAGCUGCGUUGGCGCCAAUCACCCGACUGCCUGGCUUUGUAUCGAUCAACACCCUUUUCACCAACCCUGCACCUUCAACGACGCCGGCUCUCCAUCAACUACCGAGUACACUGAUUGAACAUUCGACUGCUCGUACUGGUUCGCAGAAAUUGCUCGAUGUCCUCGACCUGUUAGAUCUCAGUGCCAAAUUCGACAACGAACGCCAGUAUCUUGCAGAGCUCCGCAGUAGCCUUUCACAUCUUCAGGGUGCUCCCACUCUACGUCAAGUUGCUGACCAGGACACUCUCUUUCAACGAUACUUGGAGCAUUGUGAGACCCAUGUCAAAUCCGUGUACCAGUCGCUAUCGCAAGCUAUCGGGGCUGUCUCAGGAGAGCCAAAGCAAGUAUCUCCAAUCCUUCUUCUACAGCAGCUUACCAACUCCCGAUGGUGCCAUCUCUCUGGUGAGUGGAAAGCCAGCAUUGUGGCAUACGGAGAAGCGAUCGCGGCCCUUCAGCAAGCCAAACGACUCGUGCAACUCCAACAUAACGAGGUUGAUCUCCUCAAGGAACUCGAAAAUUUGGGGCCCAGAGGCUGGGACCCUCGCGAAUAUCCAGAAUGGCUUUUACUCGAAUGCGAGAGCGGGAUCAAGAUUCGCGAGGCCCAGCAACAAAUUGCCAGGCAGAUGAUGAAUCCACCUGAUGGGCGCAAUGCCAUGAUGCAGCUCAACAUGGGAGAGGGAAAAUCCACCGUCAUCGCUCCUAUCGUUGCGGCAGCUCUCAGUGACGGCUCAAAACUUGUGCGUGUCAUCGUGGCAAAGCCACAGGCCAAGCAAAUGUUUCAUUUCCUGGUGUCGAAGCUUUCUGGCAUGCUUGAUCGACCGGUAUACCAGUUUCCAUUCUCGAGGGCGAUUCGUAUGGAUCCAGAAAAGGUAGAUGCCCUUCGUCAACUAGUCACAAAAUGCAUGGAAGAGGGAGGCAUUCUGCUGGUCCAACCCGAACAUUUGCUUUCAUUGCAAUUGAUGGGCCUUGAAUACCAGAUCGACGGGGCCACCGAGGUUGCUGAUAAGCUAUUGGAGAUGCAGCGCUUUUUCGACAAAAGCUCAAGGGAUGUGGUCGAUGAGAGCGACGAGAACUUUAGUGUCAAAUUCGAACUCGUCUAUACCCACGGCCAACAACGACCCAUGGAGCAUAGCCCAGCACGAUGGGUUGUGAUUCAAGAAGUUCUCGGACUUUUUGUGAACUUUGCCAAGGAGACCAAGAAGAAGUUUCCUGAGUCAGUCGAUUUAGAUGACCGGUACAGUGAGAGGUUUCCGAGAAUACGCGUUCUCCGUCUCGAUGCUGAGGGCCUCCUCCUGAGUCGCCUUGCUAGUCACAUUUGUGACAAAGGGAUCACUGGACUUCCUCUUGCACGUCAGCCUCUCAGCACAAGAGAAGCUGUCCGACGCUAUAUACUUGAACCGGUACCAUCACCAGAAGAUAUCGCAGCCGUCGAGGACAGCCCUUUUUGGGCUGAGACAACCGUCCACAAUAUUUUACUCCUCCGUGGGUUGCUCGCAGGGGGCAUUCUUGCAUUCGUAUUCGGCCUCAAGCGAUGGCGUGUCAAUUACGGCACGGACACAAAGAGGGAGAAGAAAACCCGACUCGCUGUGCCCUUUCGAGCGAAGGACAGCCCGACUCCUCGGUCGGAGUUCAGCCAUCCAGAUGUCGUCAUUGUCCUUACCUGCCUGAGUUAUUAUUAUAGUGGCCUAGAAGACGAGGAUCUCUUCGGGGCACUCAAUCUUCUCACGCGGUCUGACAAUGCCGAUCUGGAAUACCAAUCAUGGGUUGUGACGGCGCCAAGUUUACCAUUGGCCUUCAAGCAACUAAACGGCAUCAACCUUCGCGAUCGCGUUCAGUGUACCUCGGAGGUUUUCCAGCAUCUCCGAUACUCCAAGGGAGCGAUCGACUAUUUCCUGUCGCACAUGGUCUUUGCAAAGGAGUUGAAGGAGUUCCCACACAAGCUCACAGCUUCUGGGUGGGACUUGGGCAAAGUGAAGCAAAACCCCACGACGGGCUUCAGCGGAACCAACGAUUCCAGAUACGUGCUGCCGUUGGAUGUCGAGCAAUUGGACCUCCCUGAGCAAAAACACACCAACUCACUGGUAUUAGAGUAUCUAUUGCGCCCGGAAAAUAGCACUGCCUUAAUGCCGCCCCGUGGUGAAGGAGCGAAUUCGGACUGCGAAGCGCUUCUCGGUAUGGUGACCAAGAUGGGGUCAAACACCCGCGUUAUUCUCGACGUCGGCGCUCAAGUCAUCGAUCUCAAUAACCGGGACUUUGCUGAGGCUUGGUUGAAAAUGUACGAAGGCGAUCCCACAACACAAGCCGUCGUCUUUUUUAGCGACGCCGAUGAACUCAUGGUCCUCGACCAUUCGGGCAAAGUCGAAGUGCUUCAAACGUCACCAUUUGCCAAGCUCUUGGACCAGUGCCUCAUCUUCCUCGACGAAGCACACACGAGAGGCACAGACCUAAAGCUUCCAGAGUUCUAUCGCGCGGCGGUGACCCUAGGUGCGAACUUGACCAAGGACAGACUCGUCCAAGCGUGUAUGCGGAUGCGGAAACUAGGAAAAGGACAGUCCGUCGUGUUUUGCGUCCCAAGAGAGAUUGAAAGAAAAAUCUCAAGGCAGCGAGAAACUUGGACAUCCUCCCAGCCACCAGAGACCGAAAGACUUACCGUCUCAGACGUCGUCUGCUGGGCCAUCUCGGAGACUUGGACCGAUCUACGACGCACCAUCCCGUUGUGGGUUACGCAAGGCCUCCGAUUCUAUCGACAAGACCGAAUCUGGGAACAGUUCCAGUUCCCCCGGGGUGACCAAAGCCAGGGAGUAGAAUGGGCCCGGCGAUUCCUGGAGGAGGAAGCACAGAGUUUGGAUCACCGGUAUCGUCCACGCACUACCCGCCAAAACGUCUCUGCGAUACUCGACCAGGUCGCUCCGGCCAUUGGAGAACGGUUUCAGCAUCAAUGUCAUCAAUUUGGCAUCGCCGAGUUUGGCACAGCGUCGUUGCAGGAGGAGCAGGAGAGAGAGCUCUCCCCCGAAACCGAGCAGGAACGACAAGUGGAAAAGCCUCCCCGUGUAAAGGCGGCCGACCAUGCAAUCGAGUCAGGGUUACGUUACUUCAUCAAGCAUGGGGAGCUGUUGGACGAUCGCGAGGGAUUUAAGCCCGCUUUUAUGGCCCUCAGCAACACAACAGCAGCGAAACAUCUCGAUGUUGCCGAGUUUCCAUCGCAUGUCUGGGUUACAGAUGACUUUGCCAGGACCGUCCAGAACAUAUCCCAAGAAACAGACUGUUCAGACUCAUUCCAGCGUCCAGUACAAUGGGUCCUAACAAGCGCCCCUCCAGGUAAUUCGGUCGUCAGGCAUAUUGUCAUCAUCAGCCCAUAUGAGGCGAAUGAGCUACUACCAAGAAUCCAGGCGUCUCGAUUCGUCACACUCCAUCUGUACUCUCCUCGAAUCAAUCUCGGGUUCCAGCCUCCGGAUCACUUGGGAUUAUACACUGUCCCGCAAAGAGCACCCAAACACGAGAUUUCUUGUGAACAGCGCAUCCAGCUAAAUCUCUUUGCUGGCCAACUAUACCUUUCCUCGUUCCAAGAGUACACCAAGGUGUGCGACGCGCUCGGGCUGGCGUCGAGUCCUACCCAGGGCCUCGUCAUCCUGGAGGCAGAUGGCUUCAUCCCGCCUGAUUUGAAGGAAGGCAAGGUUACCAACCAGUCCGGGUUUACGAAGAGCCCGGUCAAGUUCAUGAAGGUUCUGAUGUCGGGGAUACGGCAGAAUUGCGAGGCCAUAGAGAAGACCUGCAUGGGCAAGAUUCUGGAUGGCGUGCUCUUGACGGAAGAGGAUUUUGCGGAGGGUUAGUGGAACGUACACGCAUGGAGUAUGUAGCACGAGAUUGAUAAACGGAUAAUUCCUUACUUGUUGAACAAGAUCUCCUUUCAAGUCACUCCCAGUAGUCGUGCUUAUUCCGGCCUGAAUUCUCGUACAAAUUCGCUGUCUGCACACAGAGACGAAGCUGGUUUGCAAAAAGUGUGCGCUAUCGUGCAAAGCUUCCAGAAUGUUUGACAAAAUCCCGCCAAUGUAGUACAGAUUUUUCUUAAAAUUUUACGCCCUCUUUUAUAUUCACUUUCCCAUCUUGAGGGAGAUUCUUCACAUUUUCGUUAGGUCGCAAGGGUUUUUUUUGUGGGAAUCGAACAAGGGUGGUUAGGCAGAAAUGGCAGAGAGUCCAAAUUCUCGC
Messenger RNA from Ilyonectria robusta, 9349 nucleotides. RefSeq lists its product as uncharacterized. Lineage: Eukaryota; Fungi; Ascomycota; Sordariomycetes; Hypocreales; Nectriaceae. The transcript is spliced from 6 exons. The coding region runs from base 1 to 8973 and encodes 2990 amino acids. The record is from RefSeq and is a predicted model, not a curated record.